Sesamum indicum (sesame) is the source of this 1974-nucleotide messenger RNA. The record is from RefSeq and is a predicted model, not a curated record. Lineage: Eukaryota; Viridiplantae; Streptophyta; Magnoliopsida; Lamiales; Pedaliaceae.
AUGCCUGAAAUCGAGGGUACUCGGAUGUAUGUGGUUACUAGAAAGUUACAUGCUCUCAAGCCUAUUUUUAGGUCGAUGCGGCAACAAAAAGGGGAUCUUUCUCUCAAUGUAGAGCAAGCCAAGGAAUUCCUCGCUACAGCCCAAGAACUCCUUGCUCACGACAGACAUGAUGAGACAUUGUUGUUAGUAGAGCACUAUUGUCGAAUUGUGCUCAUGAAAGAUGUGAAGUUAGAGCAAAGCAUGCUCCGACAACGGGCUAAAAUGCAAUGGUUAAAGGAGGGUGAUCAAUGCUCGAGGAUCUUCUUUCGCAAAGUCGCCACCCGACGAGCAACAAAACAGAUCUACCAAAUAAAAGGGCUUGAUGAUAACAUGAUCAACGAACCGGAAGAUAUUGUUGCGGAAUUUGUGCGCUAUUUCGAGGCCUUAUUAGGCAGUUUUCGCCAAGAAAGGGAGCUCAACCUACAACAUUUGAGGUCAAGGGCUACGCAUGUGUUAACGAAGGAGGAAGGGGACAUGCUUGUAACCCAAGUCACCAGAGAUGAAGUUAAAGAUGCCUUCUUUGACAUUGAGGAGGACAAGGCACCGAGGCCUGAUGGUUUUCCGGCAGGAUUUUAUAAAGCUGCGUGGCCUAUCGUUGGGUGGGAGGUCACAUAUGCAAUACUGGAGUUCUUUCAUCAUGGUCGGCUGUUGAAGCAAAUUAACUCCACGAUUAUUUCUCUCAUCCCCAAGGAAUUAUUUUCGGGCUACAACCAACAACGUAAGCCCCCUUGGUGUGCGUUGAACGUUGAUUUAAGAAAAGCUUAUGAUAUGAUGGAGUGGGAUUUUCUGUUUGCGGUUCUACGAUUAUAUAAAUUCCCAGAAAUCUUCAUUGGAUGGAUACGGGAAUGCGUUACAACCACAACAUUUACUAUUGCGCUGAACGGUGGCAUUCAUGGAUUCUUUGCGGGGGCUCGAAGGCUUAGACAAGGGGAUCCCAUGUCUCCUUAUCUGCUUGUGUUGGUUAUGGAAAUUCUUGGCCCCACGAUCCAACAAAAAAUUGAGGUUCAAGGUGGAUUUCUUUAUCAUUGGCAAUGUGAGGAGACAAGGCUCUUCCAGCUAUCGUUUGCUGAUGAUUUGCAACUCUUAUGUCGUGCUGAUGAGUCCUCUAUACGGGUAUUUAAAGAAGGUUUGGACGAUUAUUCCGCUUUAUCUGGUCUUCAUACUAAUGCUGCUAAAAGCCAGGUUAUAUUCUCUAAAGCUGCUCAGCCGCUUAAACAUACAAUCGUAAGCACCCUCGAUUUUCAGGAGGGAGAAUUACCAGUUACAUAUCUCGGAUUAUCACUUAUUGCCUCUCGGCUUUCCAUCUCUGAUUGUAAACCUUUGCUUAUUAAGAUUGAUAAGAGAUUGCAGUGUUGGGCUUCCAUUCAGUUGUCAUUUGCAGCUAGAAUUCAACUCAUUAAAUCAGUUCUCAUGUCACUACAAAUUUAUUGGGCUAUGGCAUUUAUUUUGCCAAAAGGAGUUAUUAAGGAGAUAGAGAAAUGGUUCCGCCAGUUCCUGUGGAAAGGUGCAUCAACCUAUGGAUAUUCGAAGGUUUUCUGGAAUCAAGUGUGUCGGCCGGUGGAAGAAAGAGGACAGGGAAUCAUGGAUAUAGUAUCCCUCAAUCGAACUCUUAUAAGUAGACAUAUUUGGAGAAUAGUAAGCAAAUCCAGCGGUUCUAUAUGGGUAAAAUGGAUUUGCAUCAUGAGACUUCAAGGCAAAUCUAUAUGGACAGUUGAGGCUAAUUCUAGGGCAUGGGGUUGGCGCAAAUUGCUUGGACUACAACAUAUACUACUGCCUCAUAUCCAUUAUAAGAUCGGCAAUGGGGAAUUAAUAUAUAUAUUGCAGGAUCCUUGGCAUCCUAUGGGGAUCUUAAUGGCUAUAUUUCCACAUGGCCCCUAUCACACCCACACAUGGGCGGACAUGCUCCUUAGAGAGGUUAUUCACAAUGGAGUAUAG